AUGUCCACUUUCUCUACAGUUCGCUUGCCGCAUAUUUUGACGACCGAGUCGUUCCAGAUGCACUCUCAGCAGUAUCCAUGCCAGGGUUUCGGUGGCAUGCCGCAUGCUGCCAACUACUCGACUUCAGCCAUGAUUCCGUCGCAGGAACGCAUGGCACUGCCUCCACUCAAUACCCUACCUUCACGCGCGUUUACAUCUUCAAAGUGCUCAAAGAGUGUGGUAUCCUCUCCAGCCGCGACGCUGUCGCACCAGCCUGCUCAAUCACCAUCAAAGAAGCGCCCGUUGGCGGAGGCGGCCAGUAUUUUCGGCAUCUGUAUGACGCUAAUGAAGAAGAUUUGCCGUAAGAAUGGCGUACCACGUUGGCCACACCGUCAGAUCCGAGGUCUACGAAAGAGCAUCUGGUCCAUCGAGAAAGCUCUGCGUUGCUGCGAAUCGGAAGCUCAACGCAAUUCAUACAACGAUCACCUCCAGAAGCAGCGAAUGAAGCUGAUGACGAUUCUCAAAGGUCCCACUUGCCCGAGCAGCAAAGCUGCUUUCGAGCUUGUACUGUCUGAACCGUGCUCUCCUAUAAGUGAGCUGGCCACCCCUAUUGCAGCCGAGAAGACUAGAGGUGUGCAGACUUCGCCAGUGGUCAACUUCUCUGCUGCCAGUCCAGUGUUUCUACUACCGACAGCGUACUCGCAAACGCCGCAGAACUUGUACUCAGCGCAGCAGUCCGAGACUAGUAACAAGUCACCGAAGCUGCCGGCGAUUGCUUCGCUUUUGAUAAAGAACGAGGAGCAGCGCACCAUCUUCAGCUACAAGUUAUAA
Messenger RNA from Peronospora belbahrii, 810 nucleotides. Lineage: Eukaryota; Oomycota; Peronosporomycetes; Peronosporales; Peronosporaceae. The record is from the annotation of a GenBank genome assembly.